This is a messenger RNA of Dictyostelium discoideum AX4, 735 nucleotides long. RefSeq lists its product as hypothetical. NCBI's taxonomy places the organism in Eukaryota, Evosea, Eumycetozoa, Dictyosteliales, Dictyosteliaceae. Bases 1 to 735 code for a protein of 244 amino acids. Gene Ontology annotation, molecular function: peptidyl-tRNA hydrolase activity. The transcript is spliced from 3 exons. The record is from RefSeq and is a predicted model, not a curated record.
AUGAGUAGAGCUUCAAAAGGUUUAUCAACAAUUAUAAAUUCAGUCAGAAGUAAAGCUGAUCCAAUUCUUUUAUUUGGAGUUGGUAAUUAUGAAAGUAUUACAAGUCGUAAUAGUAUAGGUAUUAAAGCAAUCAAUCAAUUUGCAGGUCAAAUUGGUUUAAAAUGGAUUGAUUUCCCAGAUAGUUGUUCAAAGGUUUCAUAUUCACCAGAUAAUAAUUUAUUAUUAGUUAAAUGUGAUACAUACUUGGCAAAAGAUAAUUUCGAAGUUUUAAAACGUCUUUUAAUUUUAAUGCCAAAUAUAAGAAGUGAUACUUUCUGUGCAAUCCAUUAUGAACAUCUCUUUAAAUUAGGUAUUGUUGAAAGUGUAUUUGGUGGUAGAACUAGACAUAAUGAAGCUUUACUUGGUAUCUCUUCAGUAUUCCAAACUGAAAAUUAUCAUCGUGUUCCAAUUGGUAUUGCACAUCCAGUUGAUGAUAUUUCAUUUAAAACAAAUCCAUAUACAAUGCAUAGUGUUUAUCAAGAUACUACUAGACCAUUUGUAGUUAAUAGAUUCCCAGAUAUUCAAAUGGAAAUGGUUGAUAAAGUUGUCGUCCCACAAGCAGCUAAAGAAAUCAUGAAUUCCAUUUCAACCAUCAAAAAACAUAUUGCUAGAAAGAAUGAAAGUGAAGAACAUGAUAUGUCUUCAUUUAAAUCUCCAAGAAUUAAUUUUGAUAAUAUGGAAACAAUUCAAUAUUAG